GAGCAGUUUGAGCAACUGUGCCAGGAAAGUGCCAAGCAGUCGACUAACAAAGCAGAGAAAAUAAAGAUGCUCAAGCCGGUUUCGGGAAAGCUGCGUCCCCAGUGGGAGAUGGGGCUCAAGCAGUCCAAAGACGCCCUCUCCAUGGGCCUGGAGGAAAGGAAAGCGAAGUACACUUUCAUUUACAUCCGGGGCAGGCCGGUCCUCAACCCCCAGGUGGCGAAGGAAGCCGGACUGGCGGUGAAGUCGUUGGAAGAGAUGGAUAAGAUUUACUCGGACGAAGACCUUUCGCAGAGUCUGAAGUCCAGCAAAGAAUACGACGUCCCGGCCAAAAGGGGGAGAAGGACCAAGGCGCUUUGCACGAGGGAAUCGGACGACUUCGCCCACAAGGCCGUCCCGAGCACCCCUCCCGAAAGGAACCCGGAGGAGAGAGGCGCGGGGGGCUCCCCUUUCGGGAGGAAGAAAGUGAUUCCCUACGCUCCCCGGAACCGGAAAAGCGACGGAGUCCCUCAGUUCCUGGUCUUUUGCCAGAAGCACCGAGAUGAGGUGGUGGCUGAGCAUCCUGACGCUUCCUGCGACGAAAUCGAGGAGCUGCUGGAGUCACAGUGGAACAUGCUUAGUGAAAAACAGAAAACACGCUAUAACACAAAAUUUGCCCUAGUGACCUCUCCCAAAUGUGAAGAAGACACUGGUUCAGCCCAGCGGAGUUUGACCAAGGCCAAACCUAAAGCCUUUCAAGGAUCACGUAAAAGAAGACCAAGAUCCAGAAGUAACUUAUAUGGAAAUAAAAGGAAACCUGUAAAGAGGACAAGGAAACCCACGGAAGAUUUUGAAGGUCAAGAAGCCCCCAGGAAAAGGCUGAGGAUGAUGGAUAAGAAGAAGGAUCAGAAGAAGGAGAGGAUCAGUGACAAAGCCGCGAAAACAAACUCUGCCAAAGUCACAGAGACCUCACAAAAGAAGCAGUCAGAUUUCAGAUGGCCCAGGAGACGAAAGAUCGGAGUCUCCCUACGAAAGCGCCGACGAGGGACUUGGAGAGGCCUCCCAGCUGUCCAAGAAGUCCGACCGGGGGGCCACAGCCAGGAAGGAGUUUGUCUGUCAGGUCUGUGAGAAGCCCGGGGAAGUGAUGCUGUGUGAGGGACGCUGUCUUGGGGCCUUCCAUGCCAGCUGCAGCGGCCUCUCCGGGAGGCCCAAAGGACGCUUCGUGUGCGGCGAGUGCACCUCAGGGAUCCACACGUGUUUCGUGUGCAAGGAGAAGCAAUUGGAAGUUAAGCGCUGCAUCGUCUCUCACUGCGGGAAGUUUUACCACGAAGCCUGUGUGAAAAAAUUCCCCCUCACCAUGGUGGAAAACCGAGGCUUUCGGUGCCCCCUGCACAGCUGCGAGAGUUGCCACGUGGCGAAUCCUUCCAACCCCAAAGUAUCUAAAGGCAAAAUGAUACGCUGCGUUCGCUGUCCGGUGGCUUACCACGCAGGGGACAGUUGUGUGGCGGCUGGUUGUGCCAUGCUUUCCUCCAGCAGCAUUGUGUGUACCAACCAUUUCACUGCCACCAAAGGGAAAAGCCACCAUGCCCACGUGAACGUCAGCUGGUGUUUUGUCUGCUCGAAAGGGGGGAGCCUGUUGUGUUGUGAGUCUUGUCCUGCUGCGUUCCAUCCCGACUGUUUAAACAUUGAAAUGCCGGACGGAAGCUGGUUUUGCAACGACUGCAAAGCAGGGAAGAAAAUCCAUUUCCAAGAUAUUAUUUGGGUCAAACUGGGAAAUUACAGGUGGUGGCCGGCCGAAGUCUGCCAUCCCAAAAACGUCCCCCCAAACAUCCAGAAGAUGAAGCACGAGAUUGGAGAGUUCCCCGUCUUCUUCUUUGGCUCCAAGGACUACUACUGGACCCACCAGGCUCGAGUCUUCCCCUACAUGGAAGGGGACCGGGGAAGUCGAUACCAGGCCAUUAAAGGGAUCGGAAAAGUCUUCAAAAAUGCUUUGCAAGACGCGGAAACCCGCUUCCGAGAGAUAAAAUUUCAACGGGAAGCCAAGGAAACGCAAGAAAAUGAACGCAAACCUCCCCCUUACAAGCAUAUCAAGGUCAACAAGCCCUUCGGGAGGGUCCAGAUCUACACGGCGGACAUUUCGGAGAUCCCCAAGUGCAACUGCAAACCCUCCGAUGAAAACCCCUGCGGUCUCGACUCCGAGUGCCUCAACCGGAUGCUGAUGUACGAGUGCCACCCGCAGGUCUGCCCGGCCGGGGAGCGCUGCCAGAACCAGUGCUUCACCAAGCGCCAGUACCCCGAGACCAAGACCAUCCGCACGGAGGGCAAAGGCUGGGGCUUGGUCGCCAAGAGGGACAUCAAAAAGGGUGAGUUCGUGAACGAGUAUGUUGGGGAGGUGAUUGACGAAGGAGAAUGCAUGGCGAGAAUCAAAUAUGCUCAUGAAAACGACAUCACGCACUUUUACAUGCUCACCAUCGAUAAGGACCGCAUCAUCGACGCUGGGCCAAAAGGGAACUAUUCUCGCUUUAUGAAUCACAGCUGCCAGCCCAACUGCGAGACCCUGAAAUGGACGGUGCAUGGAGACACACGCGUGGGCCUCUUCGCCGUCUGCGACAUUCCUACAGGGACAGAACUGACCUUCAACUACAACCUUGACUGCCUCGGCAAUGAAAAGACGGCGUGUAAAUGUGGUGCUCCGAACUGCAGCGGCUUCCUGGGAGACAGACCAAAGAAUUCAUCCUCCAACGCCUCGGAAGAGAAAGGAAAGAAGGCCAAAAGAAGAGCAAGAAGGCGUAAAACGAAAAGUGAAGCCAGGAAGAAAACGGAGGAUUACUGUUUCCGCUGUGGGGACGGAGGGCAGCUGGUCCUGUGUGACCGCAAGUCUUGCACCAAGGCCUAUCACCUCUCCUGCCUUGAUUUGGUAAAGCGGCCUUUCGGCAAAUGGGAAUGCCCCUGGCACCACUGCGACGUCUGUGGCAAGCCCUCAGUUUCCUUCUGCCACUUCUGUCCCAAUUCCUUCUGCAAGGACCACCAGGAGGAGGCGGAACUGGAGUGCAACUGGAGCGGACAGUUGUUUUGCCCCGACCACAGCGGGGAGAAUUUUGCGGAGAAGAAAGCCAGGCGGCCUCCUAGGAAACUUGCUUCCCUCAAAUGCAAACGGCAAAGGAACAAGUGGAAGAAGCGGACAUAAUGUUGAGAGGAAACAACUCUCCCCACCAGUCCCGCUUGCCCAAGGUUGUCUUGUAAAUAAGUUGUGAAUAGGGUCAGGGAAGGACACAUUUUCACACGUCUUGCGCAAGAACCGGGGCUGGGAAGGGG
Messenger RNA from Thamnophis sirtalis, 3291 nucleotides. The record is from RefSeq and is a predicted model, not a curated record. NCBI's taxonomy places the organism in Eukaryota, Metazoa, Chordata, Lepidosauria, Squamata, Natricidae.